UUGGCCGUCUGUUCUGUCAUUUUUUUUUUUUUGACAGCCUGCACGGAUUCCAUAUCUUUUUUGCUUGUUUUGCCCAGAGGAGACCUUAGAACCCCCCGACAACGAUCGCCCUGCGAAUCCCUCGGGACAUUUCUUGCCCUUGCUUUUUGCUUUUUGGGGCCGCCGAUUUUUCGAUAUCCAGCAGGAAUACCUAGACGCCCGUCAAUAUCGGCCUCGAAGCCGAUACAUCUCUAGAUUGGGGGUGGUUGUGUGUUUCGGUCGAUCGCCCACCAUGCUCGUCCAAGCAACCCUGGUUGCCCUUGGGGUCACCCUGGCGGCCGCGGUGAAGCCCAUGGCGUUCAAGGACGACCACUUUGUUCACCCCGACACCGGCAACCGCUUCCAGAUCGUCGGAGUCGCCUACCAGCCCGGCGGCUCUGCCGGCUUCAAGCCCGAUGAGGGUAGGGACCCUCUUAGCAACGCCGACGUCUGUAUACGUGAUGCUGCUCUGAUUCAGGCCCUUGGCGCCAACGCCAUCCGUGUCUACAACCUGGACCCGAACCUGAACCACGACGCGUGUGCCAGCGUCUUCAACGCUGCUGGCAUCUACAUGAUUCUGGACGUCAACUCGCCCCUGGUUGGCGGGGCGCUCCAGACCUUCAACCCAUGGGAGUCGUAUUAUGCCGCGUACCUGAACCGCACCUUUGCCGUAGUCGAGGCGUUCAAGGGAUAUCCCAAUACGCUGGCCUUCUUUUCGGGCAACGAGGUCAUCAACGAUCUGAAGAGCGCUUCCCAGGUGCCCCCCUACAUCCGGGCCGUCACUAGGGAUCUGAAGAACUAUAUUGCCAAGCACAGCACCCGCCCUAUCCCUGUCGGCUACUCGGCUGCCGAUGUGCGCGAGGUGCUUUUCGACAGCUACAACUACUUCCAGUGCUCUAUCGCCGGCGAGGACAAGGACAUGAGCCGUUCCGACAUCUUUGCCCUGAACAGCUACUCGUGGUGUGGAGAUAGCAGCUUCACAACGAGUGGCUACGACACGCUGGUCUCGGGCUUCAAGGGCACGGCCGUGCCGGUCUUCUACUCGGAGUACGGAUGCAACACGCCAUCUCCCCGUCUCUUCACCGAGGUCGGCGCCAUGUACGGCGACCAGAUGAUGGGCGUCUUCAGCGGCGGUGUCGUGUACGAGUACACCCAGGAGCCCAACAACUAUGGUCUGGUCGAGGUCGCCAAGGACGGCUCCGUCACGCUUCUGGAUGACUACUACACUCUGAAGGCACAGCUGGCCAAGCUCGACUUCAAGAAGGUCUAUGGCGUCAAGGCUGCCACGACGCCGCCUGCCCCUCCCAAGUGCGAGGCCUCGCUCAUCAAGGAGAAGGGUUUCAACGGCAACUUCACCCUCCCGGUCCUUCCCCCUGGAGCCGCCGAGAUCAUCGCCGGUGGCGUGAAGCCUACGCCGAGCGGCAAGAUCAUUCAGAUCUCGAACAUGAAGGUGAAGCAGCAGAUCAAGGCCAAGAACGGCACCGCCGUGUCCGGUCUCGAGGUCAAGCAGCUUGCCAGCGACGCCAUCAACCAGCCCGGCUCCAACGCCGGCGCGGGCAGCAGCCCCGUCAACACCCCGACCACCACGGGUUCCACGACUAGCUCCGGAUCGGGCACUGCGGCUUCGGCUACCACAACCGCUCCCAAGAAGGACUCUGCCGCCCAGGGUCAGGUCAGCAAGGCCAUGCUCGUUGUCGCCCCCUUGUCGGUGGUCAUGAUUGUUGCUGCAAUUUUCUAGAGGCGCACUCGGUGGUUGGCGGGACAGUUGAGAAGCAGCAAUAGGGGCAACCCGUUUUCUAUGUUAAAAUCAUUUGAUUCUUCUGAGUCUUAUCUGGCGGGCGAGGGAGGGGAAAAGGGUCAUCGCCAGGAUUGGGUUUGAGUGUUGUAAUGUUUUCGAUAUUGAAUUAGUACGAGCACAGAGGACGAGCAUGCGACGUUUUCUUUACAUGGGCCUUGUAUUCUAGGGGGCGGACUCCCCAUGACAAAUAACAUUUCUUGAUCCUAGAUCGCAUGUGUGGUUGGCAGUGAAUUUGCCUUCACGGCUAUGUUUUGAGCCCCAACACGCCUUGCGCAAUGGGGAGAGAUGGUUUCGAGGCG
Molecule: messenger RNA, 2115 nt
Organism: Gaeumannomyces tritici R3-111a-1
Lineage: Eukaryota; Fungi; Ascomycota; Sordariomycetes; Magnaporthales; Magnaporthaceae
Product: 1,3-beta-glucanosyltransferase gel2
Exons: 4
Coding region: 272-1756 (494 amino acids)
Biological process (GO): fungal-type cell wall (1->3)-beta-D-glucan biosynthetic process
Cellular component (GO): fungal-type cell wall; cytoplasm
Molecular function (GO): 1,3-beta-glucanosyltransferase activity
Source: RefSeq, a predicted model, not a curated record